Eucalyptus grandis is the source of this 1081-nucleotide messenger RNA. Its product is annotated as zinc finger protein ZAT5. NCBI's taxonomy places the organism in Eukaryota, Viridiplantae, Streptophyta, Magnoliopsida, Myrtales, Myrtaceae. Bases 61 to 951 code for a protein of 296 amino acids. The transcript has a single exon. The record is from RefSeq and is a predicted model, not a curated record.
AACCCCACCACCACCUUUACAGGAACUCUCUCUCUCUCUCUCUCUCUCUCUCUCUGGAUCAUGACGAUGGAAGUUCAGGUGUCCAACGAAUCGCCGGAUCGUCACCAGACAAACACCGAUGCCACGACCGUCAAGUUCAAGGGCAAGCGCACCAGGCGCCAACGCCCGCCGUCUCCCCUCGCGUUGACCAUGGCCUGCAGUAGCAGCUCCGAUUCCGAAGCAAGGACGGCCAUCACCCGCCAGAAGCUCGACGACGACGAAGACUCCAAUCCCACCACGACUGCUACUGCUACAGUGUCGCGCCACUCUCCCGAGAGCACCAAAGAAGAAGAGGAAGACAUGGCCAACUGCCUGAUACUCCUGGCCCGCGGCCAAGGACCGAUCGCCCCGAAAGACAAGGUCGAAGCGUCAUGCACCUUUUCGUGCAAGACUUGCGGCCGGAGCUUCCCGUCCUUCCAAGCUCUCGGCGGGCACAGAGCCAGUCACAAGAAGCCCAGGCUUAACGACGAGGACAAGAACAACAAGCCCAUCCACGUCACGAUGAAGGGCAACGAUACCGGCGACAAACAGCGGAUCGUUGAUGCAUGCACGGCUCUUUCUCUGCAAAUCACGCCUGCCGGAGGCCCUGCCAUGUUGAGCUCCGGGAACAAGUCAAGCAACAAGGUACAUGAGUGUUCGAUAUGUGGGGCCGAGUUCAGCUCGGGUCAAGCACUGGGGGGUCACAUGAGGCGGCACAGGCCGGUGACGUCCGGGUCAGGAGCCAGCAACACGGAACCCGAGAUCAAGAAGGGAAGACAGGGCCAAGGGUUGCCGGAUUUAGAUCUGAAUCUGCCGGCGCCGGCCACAGAGGAGGAAGAACGGGAGGCGGCCGCCGAGUACGCCUUCGCGUCCAAGGAACAAGUUCUCGUCUUCUCCACGUCUCCUCUGGCCUUGGUGGAUUGCCAUUACUAACAAGCAACUUUGUGUUAUUCUUUUCUUUCUCUCUUUCGCUUCUCGAUCUGCCUUUUGGCACCAAAACUCCGCUGUGGAAUUGACGUGAUUCAUUUAUUUAUUCUUUUUCAAAGAAGAAUUAGCACGUCUU